AAGAUGGACCUAGUCCAAGAUUAGGGGUCCGUUAACCCAGAAUCGCACACUCCAGGAAGAUACCUUUAUUUGUGUUCCCCUUUUCCAAAGCCCCAUCCAGCCCCUCCGCCGUCGGCCAUGGGGCAAGCCUGGGGUUCCCUCCACGAUAAACUCCAAGGGCGGCGGUGGAAGGAGCGGCAGGUGCGGAAGAUCACCGACAAGGUGUUCGACCGCCUGACGGAGGACGCCCAGAAGCGCGAGAAGGAGGCACUCACCUUCGAGGAGGUCUACAUCGCCGUCCUCUGCGUCUACAAUGAUAUCAACAAGUACUUGCCGGGGCCGCACCACGAUCCCCCGUCCAAGGAGAAGCUCAAGGCCAUGAUGGAUGAGUACGACGUCAACCUGGACGGGCUGCUGGACCGCGAGGAGUUUGCGGAGUUCAUCCGGAAGCUGACGGCGGACUCGCUGUGCUCCAUCAGCCUGAAGCUCGCGAUCACGCUGGUGGCCGCGCCCGCGCUUGCGAUGGCGACCAAGCGGGCGACGGAGGGCGUCCCCGGCGUGGGCAAGGUGGUGCGCAAGGUGCCCAACGCGCUCUACGCCUCCGCCAUCACCCUCGGCGUCGUGCUGGUGCAGAAAUCCACCGAGGGCGUCGAGUGAGUCCGCAAAGCAGAGCAGCGGCACACCGUUGUUGUGUGUGCUGUAGGCUGUAGCCGAGGCAGGCGACAGCAGGGUAUCUAGGAUUGUUAAGUUGCUGCUUUCGAAUUGUUCAUGGGAUGCAUAUUCUGAUGUGUUUUAUUCUGGUUUGGGUUGCAGAAUUGUGUGGGUUCCCGUGGAUUGUCUUGUCAUGAGCAAUUUAUUAGGAAGUUGCAGACAAAGGGCGUCUGGUCUAGCUUAUAGCUAACUCAGUCAAUUUUUUACUUAGUUGAACAGUGCAAUAAUAUUUAAACAGUGCAAUAAUAUGAAACUAGCAUGACGUGAA
Molecule: messenger RNA, 958 nt
Organism: Setaria italica (foxtail millet)
Lineage: Eukaryota; Viridiplantae; Streptophyta; Magnoliopsida; Poales; Poaceae
Exons: 4
Coding region: 118-636 (172 amino acids)
Molecular function (GO): calcium ion binding
Source: RefSeq, a predicted model, not a curated record